Molecule: messenger RNA, 279 nt
Organism: Mesorhabditis spiculigera
Lineage: Eukaryota; Metazoa; Nematoda; Chromadorea; Rhabditida; Rhabditidae
Source: the annotation of a GenBank genome assembly
AUGUCGGCCGAACUUGUGCAGUUAGAGCCGCAGACCCAGAAGCUGGGCGAGGGCGGCUUCGGCGCCGUCUACAAGGUGGCCGACGCGUCCGGCGAGUAUGCGCUCAAGGUCGAGGCCGUCAACGAAGAGUGCCAGGUGUUGAAAAUGGAGGUGUUCGUGCUGCAGGAGCUCGGCAAGCGCGGGGGCCGUCAUUUCUGCAAGAUCUACGACAAGGGGCGGUGGGAUACAAAAGCUUUCAGCUAUGAAAACACUUCCGUUUCGGCACGUUCAACUUCGUGG